GAUGAUUGAGAGAGUGAGGACUCAAACCUGAACGUACUAGAUAAGUAAUAUAUAUUUUGUCACUAGACCAAGCUUAUUUUUAUAAUUAAUAAACCAUUAAUUAAAUAAAUUUUCAGUCCAUUUAUCAUAUACAUAUUGACAUAAUAAGUUUAUGUUAAUAAUUUUAUCAUUAUUUUUGUUUAACUUUAUGAAUGUGUAUUAAUGUGAUUCCACUCUAUAUAAAUGGUAGCAUAUCUCCACUGGUCGCGCCGACAAAGAACAUAGACCAAUUGUUGCAGAGGAAGAUGAUUCUCUAUAUCUUUGUCAUCUUUUCUGUCCUUUCUUCUUCUUCUUCUUAUGCUGCAGUGAAUGACUUCUGCGUCGCGGACUUGUCAGGUCCUGAUGGCCCUGCGGGCUACUCUUGCAAGAAGCCUGAUACGGUUUCAGUAAACGAUUUUGUUUACUCUGGCCUGGGAAGUCCUGGUAACAUCUCAAAACUUAUCAAAGCUGCUGUGACACCGGCUUUUGUUGACCAAUUCCCUGGCGUAAACGGCCUUGGAAUUUCCUUGGCUCGUUUAGACUUGGCAGUUGGUGGUGUAAUUCCUAUGCAUACCCACCCGGGAGCUUCAGAAGUCCUAAUUGUGGUGCAAGGGUCAAUCUGUGCUGGGUUUAUUACUUCUGCUAAUGUUGUUUACUUCAAAUCUCUUAGGAAGGGAGAUAUUAUGGUAUUUCCACAAGGGUUAUUGCACUUCCAAAUAAAUGCAGGUGGGACUCCUGCCCUUGCAUUUGUUAGCUUCAGUAGUGCAAGACCAGGUCUCCAGAUCCUUGACUUUGCCUUGUUCGCUAACGAUUUGCCUUCUGAAAUAAUAGAGAUGGUUACCUUCCUCGAUGAUGCUCAGGUUAAGAAGCUCAAGAAGGUUCUUGGUGGCACAAAUUGAGGUCUCUGGAGAUACCCUUCAAAAAAAUAAAAGGGCCUGGAGAAUGCCUUUAGGCUCAGGAUUCUUCCAGUCAGUGGCAGUUUGUCAGUUUUAUUUUUAGCAAAUAAAAAGUCUAGUUAGUGUUUUUCUAUUGUUUAUUGAAGUUGAAUUGUGCUCUUAAUGACAGCACUUUAAGUGGAAAUUGCAACAAUUCUGUGCGAGGCAAAUCCCUUUCUUGUCUUAGUAGAUGUGCAAUAUUAGACCAAUAAAUUCAAGCUUUUUAUCUUUUA
This is a messenger RNA of Hevea brasiliensis (rubber tree), 1186 nucleotides long. Its product is annotated as auxin-binding protein ABP19a. Bases 192 to 917 code for a protein of 241 amino acids. The record is from RefSeq and is a predicted model, not a curated record. The transcript has a single exon. Lineage: Eukaryota; Viridiplantae; Streptophyta; Magnoliopsida; Malpighiales; Euphorbiaceae. Gene Ontology annotation, cellular component: cell wall. Gene Ontology annotation, molecular function: manganese ion binding.